UGGUUUCCUUUUAAUGUCCAUAUAGCAAUCAGAACCCGUCGAUUUUUUGUGUUUGGUUUUCCUUAUAAUUUUAAGUGAUGGCCCGGCCUAAAGUCAAAGCCCGCCCAUAAAUCACUAUUUCCUCUCGCUUCGGGAACCGGCCCAGAGGGUAGGUUAAUAAUUAAAUGCUGCUACAGUUGUAGCAGCUAAUUUUUUUCUUCACCUUAUUGCCCCUCGCUUAUUCCAUCAAAAGCUCAAAUUCAUUCUUUGGCGGUAGCUGAAAUUUCAAAAGAGCAGUGUGAACGACGACAGGGUGGGUGAAUGCGCGAGCUCCACAAUACAAUUGACGCAGAGGUCAGCUUUCUGGAGUGAGAGUGUUGGAUCGAUUCAGCCGAACGCAAGGCAAGCAGUUGUUAUAGCAUUUUGUUGAGAAGCAGCCAUGGCGAUGACUAGGCGACAGAGGGCAUAUACUGUGUUGGUGCUUGAGGAAAUAAUUCGUGUAUUAAAUCUUCAGCUUAUUAUUAUAAUUGAUUUGCUAAACAGGAUGAAAACAAAGAAGAGGAAACAUAUUGAGAUUGUUGAGUCGUAUUGUAUAAUUGAACGCAUGCCUAGUCAAGCCAUACAUUUGGACAGGAUAAUAGGGAGUAGUGAUAUUGAUUGUGUCUCGAACUUGCGAAUGGACCGUAACACAUUCAGUAGGCUGUGUCAAUUGUUACGCCAAUUAGGAGGUUUGCGUAACGGUCGCCACGUAACCGUGGAAGAGCAGGUUGCAAUGUUUGUCUCAGUACUAGCACACCAUAAGAAGAAUAGGAUCAUUGGUUUUGAUUUUUGGAGGUCCGGGCAGACAAUCUCACGGUAUGUCCACCUGGUUUUGAAAGCAAUAUUGAGAUUGCAUGUUAUCUUGUUGGUAACCCCAGAGCCUAUUCCCGAUGUUUCGGUCGAUCACAGGUGGAAGUGGUUUAAGGGUUGUUUAGGUGCUCUAGAUGGAACAUACAUUAAUGUUAUGGUACCAAACGCCGAUAAGCCACGUUAUAGGACGAGAAAGGGUCAAAUAUCCACCAAUACCCUUGCUGCGUGUGAUCGAAAUUUGAAGUUUACUUAUGUGCUGCCUGGGUGGGAAGGUUCAGCUGCUGACUCACGGAUUUUGCGCGACGCCGUGAACAGAGUUCACGGUUUGAAGGUUCCUAAGGGGAAUUACUAUUUGGUUGACAAUGGAUAUCCGAAUUGCGAGGGUUUUUUAUCACCAUAUAAGGGAGUGAGGUACCACUUGAAAGAAUGGGGACCAGGAGCUACCAGACCACAGAACGCGGAAGAGUUGUUUAACAUGCGGCACACGAAAGCAAGGAAUUGCAUCGAACGUGCAUUUGGCAUCAUGAAGAUGCGGUGGGGCAUACUUCGGAGCACAACGUAUUAUCCAGUGAAGGUCCAGAACAGAUUAAUCAUGGCCUGCUUCUUGCUAAACAAUUUCAUCCGCUCUCAAAUGGUUAAUGAUCCUCUAGAGCAGCAAUUUGAUGAUAUUGCCAAUAUGGAAGCUGAAGCAGGGCCUGAUGUCGAUGAAUUCGUUGAUUCCGUUGAGGUUUCAAGGGAAUGGAAUGCAAGUAGGGAUGCAAUUGCUCAAGGGAUGUGGCAGCAGUUCUUGUUGGGUCCUUAGAUUGUUGUAGCAGUUUGUUGGACUUGAAAAUCUGUAAAUUGAGUGAUGUGUGAGUUAGUUUGACAAUAGUCUAUCAGCUUUCCACGGGUGCAUUUGUUGUUGGAUACUUGGUUAUUUGCUGCUAUUUUAGUUGAAAUCUUGAUUGGAUAUUAGCUCUAUUUUGUUGCCAUUUGGUGUUACUUGUGUUGAAUAA
Molecule: messenger RNA, 1823 nt
Organism: Salvia miltiorrhiza (redroot sage)
Lineage: Eukaryota; Viridiplantae; Streptophyta; Magnoliopsida; Lamiales; Lamiaceae
Exons: 5
Coding region: 419-1630 (403 amino acids)
Source: RefSeq, a predicted model, not a curated record